GAAAAUUGAACAUAAGAUUUUAAAAAUGCAAAUAACAGUUCCAAGAAGUUAUGUAAGACUUUUCAAUUUGUUGGGAAAAUAUGAGUUAGUAUUUACAACAACAACACGUCUGGUUACGCAACUUUUUAAUUUAUCCACCAUACAUUACCAAAACAAAUAGAAAAAGAAAAAGAAAAAAGAAAAAUAAUUAACGAGGGGUUUAGAGAGAGAAACUUUCACAGCCCUUCAUUCCCACCCAAAAACCCUCAUCAAACUUCAAAGGCAUCAAAACGUGACCCCCUCCCUCUCUAUCUCUCUCUCUCUCUCUCUCUCUGUCUCACAGAUAACAUAGUUUUUGAAUACAAUAAAAAGAACCCAUAGAGACUUACAAACCCCUCUCUCUCUACAAAAACCAACCCCAAGCCAAAACCCUUGUGUUUCUCUCUCUAGAAAUGGAGUCACUGGACUCGCUCUACGACAUCCUCGACUUCCACUCCGACGACGCCGGCGCGGAAGAUAAAGCCCAUGACUUUAAACCCUCCAUUGCUCCCUCUGGGGUUUUGUGCGCGGAUGAUCCUAGCCGUCCGUUUUCUCAGACUGAGGAGGGUGUGGAGGAGGAGCUUGAAUGGCUGUCGAACAAAGACGCGUUCCCGGCGCUGGAGACAUUCGUUGACAUUAACCUUCUGAUCGGGCAACCAGCCGGCAUUGGCACGGACAAGCACCAAAGCCCUGUCUCGGUGCUUGACAACCGCACAACCCCCACCACCACCCUCAUGAGCAGCUGUGGGACACUCAAGCCCCCUCGGGGUGCCCGAAGCAAGGGCCGCCGUAGGCGUGAAAGCUCCAGCUUCCCAGGCAUUCUUGAGGAGCACGUCUUUUGGAGCCAAUCUAACAACUGCAAAAAGCAUGACAAUACAAUAGUGAAAAGAACAACAGGGAUGGCGACGAUUGGGAGAGUAUGCCAGCAUUGCGGGGCUGAUGAGACCCCACAAUGGAGGGCAGGUCCCCUUGGACCGAAAACCCUGUGUAACGCUUGCGGGGUAAGGUACAAGUCUGGAAGGCUUGUUCCUGAGUACCGCCCUGCAAGUAGCCCAACUUUUUCAAGCAAGUUGCAUUCAAAUUCGCACAGGAAGAUAAUGGAGAUGAGGAAGCAAAAGCAGGGGACGGGGAUGUUACUUUAGCCUGAGGAUGAUGGGUAGGCUAAUUGUGGGUAGUCGACUUUUUUCCGUUUAAGAUUAGUUUGGAGCUUGUAGGAUUGCUGUAAUGGGGGUUUAAUGGUGGUUAGUGUUUGCUCCUUGUUUUGAUGAAAUGACCACAGCUAGGUGAAAUUUUGAAUUGUUGUGUUUGGUUAUGUUGUAGACUGGUAAACAGGAUCGUGUUUUUGGUGUUUAUCAAAUUUUAAUUCUUUGCUC
This is a messenger RNA of Pyrus x bretschneideri (Chinese white pear), 1391 nucleotides long. RefSeq names its product GATA transcription factor 1. Gene Ontology annotation, biological process: regulation of DNA-templated transcription. The coding region runs from base 432 to 1160 and encodes 242 amino acids. The record is from RefSeq and is a predicted model, not a curated record. Gene Ontology annotation, molecular function: zinc ion binding; sequence-specific DNA binding. The transcript is spliced from 2 exons. Lineage: Eukaryota; Viridiplantae; Streptophyta; Magnoliopsida; Rosales; Rosaceae.